Oncorhynchus mykiss (rainbow trout) is the source of this 3030-nucleotide messenger RNA. RefSeq names its product solute carrier family 16 member 3a (gene slc16a3a). Gene Ontology annotation, molecular function: lactate:proton symporter activity. Gene Ontology annotation, cellular component: basolateral plasma membrane. Gene Ontology annotation, biological process: monocarboxylic acid transport; transmembrane transport. NCBI's taxonomy places the organism in Eukaryota, Metazoa, Chordata, Actinopteri, Salmoniformes, Salmonidae. The record is from RefSeq and is a predicted model, not a curated record.
GACGUCGCAGUUCUCAUACGUGCCGGACUGAACGUGAUAGAACAGUACAAGGUGGCAGAGAGAGCGCCCAGGAUAGCAUACAGACCGUUCUGAGAUCCGCGAGCAGAGCAUCCCUAAGAUCCAAAGUUAGAGGACCAUGGGAGGUGUGGUGGUGGACGAGGGACCUGGGGGGGUGAAGGCACCAGACGGGGGUUGGGGCUGGGCUGUGCUGUCCGGCUGUUUCGUCAUCACUGGGUUCUCCUACGCCUUCCCCAAGGCUGUCAGCGUGUUCUUCAAGGAACUGAUCAGAGAGUUCGACGUGGGGUACAGCGACACAGCAUGGAUCUCAUCUAUUCUGCUGGCUAUGCUGUACGGCACAGGUCCUCUGUGCAGUGUGUUGGUGAAUCGUUACGGGUGUCGUCCGGUGAUGAUGGUGGGGGGACUUUUUGCCUCUCUGGGGAUGAUUCUGUCUUCCUUCUCCACCAGCAUCAUCCACAUCUACCUCUCCACUGGAGUCAUUACAGGUCUGGGCCUGGCGUUGAACUUUCAGCCGUCUCUGAUCAUGCUGAAUCGCUACUUCAGUGAGAAGAGGCCCCUGGCUAACGGCCUGGCUGCUGCUGGGAGUCCUGUGGCCCUCUGCUGCUUAUCACCUCUGGGACAGCUGUUGCAGUACCAGUACGGUUGGAGAGGAGGCUUCCUCAUCCUCGGAGGGCUCCUGCUCAACUGCUGCGCCUGCGCGGCCCUCAUGAGGCCCCUAGUGGCCCCUCCUAAACCCCCCCAGCGGGAAGACGUUGAGAAGGAGGGAAAAGAGUUGGAGGUAGAGAAGACCCAGUCCAGACCCAAACCUCUCCUGGACUUCAGUGUGUUUAAGGACAGGGGUUUCCUGAUCUACACCAUAGCUGCAUCUAUUAUGGUUCUGGGUCUGUUUGUGCCGCCGGUGUUCGUGGUGAGCUAUGCCAAAGAGCUGGGCAACGAAGACACCAAGUCGGCCCUCCUCCUAUCCAUCCUCGGCUUCAUAGACAUCUUCGCCCGGCCCACCUGUGGCAUCAUCGCUGGGCUGAAGUGGGUCAGGCCCAGAGUUGUUUACCUGUUCAGCUUUGCCAUGAUCUUUAAUGGAUGCACUGACCUGGUGGGAUCUCAGGCGAAGGACUACCCGUCUCUGGUGGUGUUCUGUGUGUUCUUCGGGAUCUCCUACGGCAUGGUCGGGGCGCUACAGUUUGAGGUUCUCAUGGCGAUCGUUGGCACGGAGAAAUUCUCCAGCGCUAUAGGACUGGUGUUGCUCAUGGAAGCUAUUGCUGUGCUGGUGGGACCACCUGGAGCAGGUCGGCUGCUGGACGCCACUAAGAACUACAUGUACGUGUUCCUGCUGGCAGGAAUUGAGGUGGUCCUCGCCGCCGUGGUCCUGGCCACGUGUAACUUCCUGUUCAUCAGGAAGAAGCCCUCGGAACCCGCUGCGGAACUGGAGAACGGAACGGUUUCCGCGGAAAUGGAGCUUCUCAACAAGCCUGUUGCCGCUGAGGAAGAGGAGGAGGAGGAAGUAGAGAAGGGGGAACAAGAGGUGAAGGAGAUGAAGGAGAAAGAGGAGAAGAAGAAAGAGGAGGUGAAGGAGAUGAAGGAGAAAGAGGAGAAGGAGAAAGAGGAGGUGAAGGAGAAAGAGGAGGUGAAGGCGAUGAAGGAGAAAGAGGAGGUGAAGGAGAUGGAGGAGGAAGCGGUUGAGAAAGCAAAGGAGGACGAGGAAGACAGUGAGAAAAAGAAGGAGGAGAUCAGGCCUGAGAGCGUAAUGGUGGUCUCAGAAGAAGUGGAGAGCUUCCUUAAAGAACCAGAAUAACAAAAUGGAAGAGAACCUGGCACAGAACAAACUACAGACUUUUAACUUAAACACUGCCAAGGGCACUUUAAAGGGCACUAAGAAUUGUACUCCGCAGUGUACUUUGAAGGGCACUAAAAAGUGUACUUAGAAGUGGACCAAGAAAGUGCUUAGAGAAGCAUACUGGGGAAGACACAGCUGGUCCUAGCAGUAUCCUCCUGUAUGUAGUUGAGGUGUUGUUGUGUUGUUAUGUUGUGUAGCUGUUCUCUGUGGGGCUGUGUGCCAUAUCAACAACAAUAACACACACAGGCGCACACACACACACACACACACACACACACACACACACACAAACACACACACACACACACACACACACACACACACACACACACACACACACACACACACACACACACAAUCGUGAAGUGAAACUGAUAAAUGUCAAGUGAAUAGCUGUGUUAAUAGUGUUGUGCCCUGCCGUGUGAAUUGUGCAGCUACCAGUGUGUAGUGCUGCAGGGCGAUAUGGUAGACACCAUGUUGUUGUCUGUAAUAAUGUGGAAUAAAUACCGUCACUUCCUACCACUGUUACUCUGGAGCACAACAUUACAAGUGUUCCGGAACUUUAACCAAACCCAGCGUGGAACAUUCCGCUGUCAGUCAACAUUCCGUUGAGUGGCAGAAUGAGGAAUGAAUGGACAGAUAUCUGGCUACUGUCAUGCAUAUCAUUUCACUCGGAGCUUUGGCACAGACGUUUAAAGGUAUAGUGAUGUUGAACGGUUGAAUUUCACUCUGUAACCUUGUAGUGAUUGUAGACUUUAUUAGACUAGGACACAGAGAGAGAGAGAUGCCAAUGAGAACACCAGACUAGUAUCCCUGGUUACCUCCCUCAUGGCACCCAGAGAGAGAGAUGCCAAUGAGAACACCAGACUAGUAUCCCUGGUUACCUCCCUCAUGGCACCCAGAGAGAGAGAUGCCAAUGAGAACACCAGACUAGUAUCCCUGGUUACCUCCCUCAUGGCACCCAGAGAGAGAGAUGCCAAUGAGAACACCAGACUAGUAUCCCUGGUUACCUCCCUAAUGGCACCCAGACAGAGGUACCCUGUUUCUGUUUGUUUCAGUGUCAUAACAUUAACUACGAUGGCAGAAAUAGGUCACACAGUUUCUAGACUUCACAGUUUAAUCUGUAGAUGCAGUGUGAGUCCCAAAUGGAACUCUACUCCCUAUAUAGUGCACUACUUUUU